Necator americanus (New World hookworm) is the source of this 642-nucleotide messenger RNA. RefSeq lists its product as uncharacterized. Lineage: Eukaryota; Metazoa; Nematoda; Chromadorea; Rhabditida; Ancylostomatidae. The transcript has 8 exons. Bases 1 to 642 code for a protein of 213 amino acids. The record is from RefSeq and is a predicted model, not a curated record.
AUGGAGAAACCAGUCUCAUUCUUUAACUAUGCCCAACUGUAUCCACACAUCCCUCCUGACAUGGCGUAUGUAAACAACGUCCUGGCAGCGCAGAAUGAUGCAAUCUACCGAAAGCACUGGAGCUUUGCAAAUCUGCCUCUUCAACAACUUCGAUUUGCUUCACGUGAGGAUGCAGUUCUCCGUGAUGAACUGCGACAAACUAGGAAGAAGUUGACGCAGAUGGAGAGGAAGAUUGAAGAUCUUGAGGGUCAACUGAAUCCUCGUAAAAACAGGCAACCUUACUAUGGGCAACCUGCUCCCGAUGUUUCGAGGAUCCAACGAAGUGCUGAGACAUCUGCUGAACCUGACCUCACAUCAUGGCUGGCGCAACAGAGACAAAACUGUGAACUGUGGAAUCAAAAUUUUGCACUUAAAGAGUGUCUACGGAACAUUGAAGUUGAAAACAAUGUGUUGAGAGAGAUGUGCCGACAGAAAGAGGUAAAUAUUUCGCUACUGGAAAAGAAGGCGCGAGAACUUAAAGCAGAUCUUAACUUCUACAGCGAUAUGAAUCGAAGCACGAAAGAAAUUACGGAGGCGUUCAAUUUCAAACCGUUUAAGGAAGAAGAAGUUGACUCAUACAAAUGCACGUGUGGCCAGUGCUGA